Messenger RNA from Aspergillus piperis CBS 112811, 688 nucleotides. RefSeq lists its product as uncharacterized. The record is from RefSeq and is a predicted model, not a curated record. NCBI's taxonomy places the organism in Eukaryota, Fungi, Ascomycota, Eurotiomycetes, Eurotiales, Aspergillaceae. The transcript has a single exon. The coding region runs from base 99 to 500 and encodes 133 amino acids.
AUUAUUAUUAUGCAGAACCUCUCUAUUGCAUUCCGCUAUCACAUAGCUAGUAGAUAAGUACUAUCAGACAAUAUUACAAACUUUCCUGGGAGGGGUGCAUGCUGGGCUGCAGAGAAGUUGCUGUUCCUUUCCCCUCCCUCAAAUCAUGGGCGGUGGUCUGGUCUUGUCGUCACCAGUUUCACCUUGCAAAAAUACGGUAUUUUGUAAUGGGGAACUGCCAAUUCUUGCCCGGCUGCCUGCCUGAGGUGCCCCUCCCUCCCUCUCUCUUUGCUGGUCAUUUUUGUGUUUUCCCGCAACCCAAAUUUUUCCCCUCCACGGGUUUGCUUGUUUUGAUUUUGCUGCUUGAAGUGGUCCUCGAUCCACUCACUGUGACCCCGGCGACCAGCUCCAUCUCUCAGGGCGUCAACCCCCCAACGCACAAAUCAUCACGGCUGUUUUUCGAGGCAUUGUUUUUACUAACUAUAUCUGUCCACUUAAAGUGCCGGGUGGCUGUUCCAUAAAGAUUCUUUUGGGUUCUGUGUGUCUAUCAUUCGCGGGUGGUCGUCGUGGAUCGUCAGAAAAACUAACCGCAACUAUCCUGACAGCCUAGCUUCGGUGCCUUGCUCUAAGAUAAAGCUCUUCCGUAGUACUCCGUACUCUGAACCUUUCCCCUUAACGUGAUGGGAGCAUUGAUCGACAGAUAGUCUUC